This is a messenger RNA of Colias croceus (clouded yellow), 675 nucleotides long. RefSeq lists its product as uncharacterized. The record is from RefSeq and is a predicted model, not a curated record. The transcript has a single exon. The coding region runs from base 1 to 675 and encodes 224 amino acids. NCBI's taxonomy places the organism in Eukaryota, Metazoa, Arthropoda, Insecta, Lepidoptera, Pieridae.
AUGACGACCCUUACUGACCAUAUAGCGAAAUGUAACCUACGUCUUGAUGAGUACGACACCAAGUUGGAAUGUCAAGAAAAACGAAUUCUUAUGUUAGAAUGUGCAAUCACUGAACUCAAAGAUCGCUUGAACACAAACGCACAAGCUCUCCUCCGUAAUGAAAUAGAAAUUGCAGGCGUUCCAGAAACUCCAAAUGAAAAUCCCGCACAUACAUUCCACGUUAUCUCUCUAAAAUUAGGUAUUCCUAUAGAAGAAUCUGACUUAGAUUUCAUCACCCGCGCGGGCCCCCCGCGGAAGUCCUCUCAAAAUACUGGCUACUCCGAAGACAACUCACAACAGCCAUCUCGACCUCUAAUAGCCCGAUUCUUGAGUCGUAAUAAACGUGAUGAAUUUUUAAAAGUUGGUAAAAUGAAGCAGCGCUCCAUUAACGCUCUAGACAUGGGACUUGGUUCAGCAGCAUCCAAAAAUACGGAUAUCUAUUUCAAUGAACGGCUCACUCAGGAAAACAGACAUUUAUUUCGUGCCGCUCGGCAACAAACAAAGGCAUCUGGUUACAAGUACUGCUGGAUUAAAAACGGAGUGGUUUACAUACGUAAACAAGAAGGGGACCCAGCAAUCGCCAUCAAGAAACCAGAGGAUCUUCACCAGCUGCAUAACUCUCAGACUAACCCGUAA